Molecule: messenger RNA, 1239 nt
Organism: Pipistrellus nathusii (Nathusius's pipistrelle)
Lineage: Eukaryota; Metazoa; Chordata; Mammalia; Chiroptera; Vespertilionidae
Source: the annotation of a GenBank genome assembly
AUGCUGUGGAAGACAGCAGCACCCUUGCUAGCCCUGGUGGGCCAGGUGCUGGUGCUGGAGAACGGGCUCAUGCGGAGGCCGCCCAUGGGCUGGCUGGCCUGGGAACGCUUUCGCUGCAACAUUGACUGUGAAGAGGAUCCAGAGAACUGCAUCAGUGAGCGGCUCUUCUUGGAGACAGCGGACCGGCUGGCACAGGACGGAUGGCGGGACCUGGGCUACACCUACCUCAACAUUGACGACUGCUGGAUUGGUGGGCGCGAUGCCAAAGGCCGCCUGAUGCCCAGUCCCAAGCGCUUCCCCAACGGCAUUGCCUUCCUGGCGGACUAUGCUCACUCCCUGGGCCUACAGCUGGGCAUCUACGAGGACAUGGGCAAUUUCACCUGCAUGGGUUUCCCAGGCACCACGCUAGACAAGGUGGUCCAGGAUGCUCACACCUUCGCCGAGUGGAAGGUGGACAUGCUGAAGCUGGAUGGCUGCUUCUCGACCCCGGAGGAACGGGCCAAGGGGUACCCCAUGAUGGCUGCUGCCCUGAAUGCUACAGGCCGCCCCAUCGCCUUCUCCUGCAGCUGGCCAGCCUACGAAGGGGGCCUCCCCCCCUUGGUGAACUACAGUCAGCUGGCAGAGAUCUGUAACCUGUGGCGCAACUAUGAUGACAUCCAGGAUUCCUGGAGCAGUGUGCUCUCCAUCCUGGACUGGUUUAUGGACCAUCAGGACAUUCUGCAGCCAGUGGCAGGCCCCGGACAUUGGAACGACCCAGACAUGUUGCUCAUUGGGAACUUUGGCCUCAGUUUCGAGCAAGCUCGGGCCCAGAUGGCCCUGUGGACAGUGCUGGCGGCCCCCCUCUUCAUAUCCACAGACCUGCGGACCAUCUCCGCCCAGAACAAGGACAUUCUGCAGAACCCACUCAUGAUCAAAAUCAACCAGGAUCCCUUAGGCAUCCAGGGACGCAGGAUUCUCAAGACGAAGUCCCUCAUCGAAGUGUUCCUGCGGCCCCUGGACAACAAUGCCUACGCCGUGGUCUUCUUCAGCCGCAGGACGGACAUGCCUUUCCGCUUCCACUGGUCCCUCUCCCUGCUCAACUUCACCAGCUCCAGCUUGUAUGAGGCCCAGGAUGUCUACACGGGUGGCAUUAUCAGUGGCCUCCGGACUGAAACCAUCUUCACAGUGAUCAUCAACCCUUCGGGGGUGGUGAUGUGGUACCUGUAUCCUAUCGGGAAGCUGGGAACACUUCCGCAAUGA